UGGUGGGUCUUAUUUAAGGCCGUGUUGUCCCACUCUCCAGAGUGUUCAGCAACGCACAGCCAUCGGUGACGAUCAGAUGACAACGCCUCAGAGGGGGAUUCCGAAUUAAAUACCCAGACGACAUCUGGCAGUCGGCAGUUGUAUACAGUUUGUUGUAUCGCCAUAUAGUUCUGCGACAAAUCUCUAAUUUUUCAUCACCUGGGCGUUGUUGGUAAUAUUUAACAGAAAUGGAGAGCUUCAACAAGCUGGCUUGCCUGCUGAUACUAUUUUACAUGUUGCCCAGCUGCAAAUGUGCAACUAUCGCUCAGUCAGAAGACGAUAGAGAUUUUAGAACUGAGUAUACAAGACAGAGAGAAGAACUGUUAAAUCAAAGCAACUACGACCCUAAAGUCAGGCCAUCUAGAUCAACAAACGUGACCAUUCAAUUGCAUUUACAUUCUCUAAAUGAGCUGGACAUUGGCUCACAGACCUUAUCUACUACAAUAUAUUUCCAUAUUACAUGGUACGACGGGAGGCUGACUUGGGUUCCCCCAAUUACCGAGAUUGAGUGCAUCGCAUUUACCAUACAUGAGGUUUGGACACCUUACCUGUCUGUCAGGAACAAUAAAUAUGAGAAGGGACUACUUGGAAUCUAUGAAGAUGGGCCUAUUCCACUACGAGUAUGUAACAACGGGACAGUUGAAUGGAUUUUUCGAGUAACACCAAUUACCACAUGUCAAGCUGACAUAACACAUUAUCCGUAUGACACACAAGUGUGUCCCCUGGAGGUUGGAGAAUGGAAUCAUCCUCUUGAUGAAGUGGAUCUUGUCCCACUCGAAUUCGUAACCGAUUCCUUCACCACAGAUGAGGAGUGGGAUCUCAUUCCUCCCGUGUCCUUAUCUCGUAAGACAAUACAUGGUAUAGGUGGUUUGACUUUCAGACGUAUUGAAUACUAUUUGGAAUUUAAGCGUAAUCCUAAUUGGUACAUCCCACUGCUGAUCAUUCCCGUGGGUGUACUGUUUAUUUUGCUGCCGUGUGUGUUUUGUCUGCCUAGUUUGGAAAAACAACUGAAUUAUUUGCUGACAAUCUUGCUCUCCUUCACGGUGUACUUCACGUUUGUCUCAAGCAGAGUACCGUCAGUGUCCAGCAGUACCUGUAACUUCAGUGUGUUUCUCGCUGGUGUUAUGGUACUUGGAGGUGUAUUUACUCUUUUGACACUGGUCAGGAUUCGCCACGAGACGAAAAUCAGAGAUCGCUGCCCAGAGAGGCAAAUGAGCAACACGGAAAACACUCCGCUACAUCUAGUGAAUCAUGGUUACCAGGGAGACGGAGAGCGAUCAUAAUAAGAUGUAAUGACACUGUUAAAAUUACCUGCCCCGUAUUCUCACGUAUCCUUUGGUAACAUUAUCAUUACUGUCAAUCACGAGGGUGCAUCCAAAUGCUAAACGUUAACAUCAAAUAAGAAAGAGUUCUCUAUAGCUCAAAGCUGAGUGGAAAUUAAUAAUAGUAUUCAAUGGCUAGCAUGACAAUAAAAGUUCGUUUCUAUAUUUGAUAACAUUUCUACUAACAUCAUCAACUUCGCACCUUUACACAUACUUUUGGAUAGGAAACUUCCUUCAAUUUGAAGGGCUUC
Messenger RNA from Haliotis rufescens (red abalone), 1612 nucleotides. Its product is annotated as neuronal acetylcholine receptor subunit beta-4-like. The record is from RefSeq and is a predicted model, not a curated record. Gene Ontology annotation, molecular function: neurotransmitter receptor activity; extracellular ligand-gated monoatomic ion channel activity; transmembrane signaling receptor activity. The transcript is spliced from 7 exons. Gene Ontology annotation, biological process: regulation of membrane potential; signal transduction; chemical synaptic transmission. NCBI's taxonomy places the organism in Eukaryota, Metazoa, Mollusca, Gastropoda, Lepetellida, Haliotidae. The coding region runs from base 228 to 1322 and encodes 364 amino acids. Gene Ontology annotation, cellular component: neuron projection; membrane; synapse.